This is a messenger RNA of Glycine soja, 1355 nucleotides long. RefSeq names its product floral homeotic protein AGAMOUS-like. Gene Ontology annotation, molecular function: DNA-binding transcription factor activity, RNA polymerase II-specific; protein dimerization activity; RNA polymerase II cis-regulatory region sequence-specific DNA binding. Gene Ontology annotation, biological process: positive regulation of transcription by RNA polymerase II. Bases 274 to 1005 code for a protein of 243 amino acids. NCBI's taxonomy places the organism in Eukaryota, Viridiplantae, Streptophyta, Magnoliopsida, Fabales, Fabaceae. Gene Ontology annotation, cellular component: nucleus. The transcript has 9 exons. The record is from RefSeq and is a predicted model, not a curated record.
AAAAAAAAUAAGAAAAAAGAAGAAAAAAGGACAAAGAAAAGUAAAUAAAAUAUAAAGAUGGCAGAUGAAUAUAGUUUCUGAUGCAUAAACCACGAUGGAUGAAAGGUCGUUUUUUCACUUUAUAAAUACCCAAUUCUUCGGCCACUUUGCUUUUAUUUUCUGAUAUAUCUCCUUCCUUGUUCUGCUAAGUGGAAAGAAAGAAAGAAAAUUUCAAGGGCUGAAACAUCUAUCUUUAAUUGUAUCCUCCCUUUGUUUCCUCACAAGGUUGCAAGCAUGGCUUUUCCAAACCCAUCCAUGUCAGUUUCUCCACAGAAGAAGAUGGGAAGGGGGAAGAUUGAGAUCAAGAGGAUUGAGAACACCACCAAUCGCCAAGUCACCUUCUGCAAGCGCAGAAACGGCUUGCUCAAGAAAGCAUAUGAAUUAUCUGUGCUUUGUGAUGCAGAGGUUGCUCUAAUUGUCUUCUCUAGCCGUGGACGCCUCUAUGAAUAUGCUAAUAACAGUGUCAAAGCAACCAUCGAGAGGUACAAAAAAGCAUGUUCAGAUUCGUCCGGUGCUGGAUCUGCUUCUGAGGCUAAUGCACAGUUUUACCAGCAAGAAGCGGAUAAACUUCGUGCACAAAUUAGUAGCCUGCAGAAUAACAACAGGCAAAUGAUGGGUGAGUCUUUGGGCCCUCUGACUGCCAAGGAACUCAAAAACCUGGAGACUAAAUUAGAAAAAGGAAUUAGUAGGAUUCGUUCAAAAAAGAAUGAGCUGCUAUUUGCUGAAAUUGAGUACAUGCAGAAAAGGGAGAUAGACUUGCACAACAACAACCAGCUUCUUCGAGCAAAGAUAGCUGAAGGUGAGAGGAACCACCAUAACUUGGCCGUGUUGCCUGGCGGCUCAAACUAUGAUUCUUUGCAGACUUCUCAGCAGCAAUUUGAUUCUCGUGGCUACUUCCAAGUCACUGGAUUACAACCCAAUAAUCAGUAUGCACGGCAAGAUCAGAUGUCGCUUCAAUUAGUAUGAUGUGGUUAGUAUUGAGACUUGAGAUGUUCUGCUACCUUGUAGUUUGCCUUCUAGUAUGAUAGCAGAUGAAUGCAAAGGGUAAUGUAAGCAGAAUCAUGUGUAUAGGGGAUUUAAGCAUACAUCCCCUCAGUAUUAUAUAUGUAAUGGCUUUGUAGACUUUCUUAAGACUAUCCUGUAUCUAUUGUGAAACGCUCUCUGAUAUGUUAGCAUGUGUCCUAAUUAAUAGUAUGAAGAAGACACCUAGCUUGGCAUGUUUUUCAGUCUUUGUUCCCCUUCAAUAUCAUAGGUUUGAACAUCCAUUCAUGAAUUUUAUUUUUCAACUAAACAGUAUAUACAAAAUUAUGCCUCUU